GGAAACUUUCAGAGCAAUUGAAAUAAUAAUAAAAAAACACUUUGACGAGUUUUAAAAUAGGGAAAUUAUUAUUUAGACUCGUAUCUGACCAAAUAGACAAUUCGGACUGCGAAGCUCAGCCUUUUCAGGUGGCGCUGCUCGAGAGAGUACAACAAAUUUCACAUCACGCCUACAGUGGAACAUUGGAACGUUUUACAGGGUUUCAGCUGAUUCCACAGCAUGUAUCAGGUAUGUUGUCAGAAUUACAACAUGGUCCUGGAAAGGUUGUUACCUGGAGGGAAGGAGUCUAAGAUCACUUGAUUUAAACCAACACCAAAUAACCGCAGAGGAGGCGGAACAAUGCCAGACUCAGCCCUGUUUCCACCAAUUCCACCAGUCACUGCUCUGAACUGUUCCUUGGAACUAUCGAAUUGCUCUUUCGCUAACCUCUCCGCAAUUGCAUAUGGUGACGAGUGCUACGGCAGCCACUCUUUGUUUGUUGUAAUGGCAAUUGCAUACAGUGCUGUGGUACUGUUGGGUGUUGUGGGCAACCUAGCUCUCAUCCUUGUCAUUGCACGGCAACGGGAACUUCACAACGUCACAAACGUCUUAAUCGCGAACCUCUCCGUUUCGGACCUGCUGAUGUCCCUAGUGUGUCUGCCGUUUACCUUCAUCUACACCUUUAUGGACCACUGGGUGUUUGGCGCGGUCAUGUGUAAACUCAACAGCCUGGUCCAGUGCUGCUCUGUCUCGGUGUCCAUCUUCUCCUUGGUUCUGAUUGCCAUUGAGAGGCACCAGCUCAUCCUGCACCCACGCGGAUGGAGGCCCAGUCUGAACCAUGCCUGCCUGGGCAUCAGCCUCACCUGGGCCCUGGCUGUCCUCACUGCCACACCCUUUCUGUUGUUCUCCAGGGUGACAGAUGCCCCUCUGAAGCAGCUUCCCUCAGUGUUUCAGGAGCAGUACAGGGGAAAGGUGGUGUGUGUGGAAGAGUGGCCCUCCAGAGAAAUCAAGCUCACCUACACUACUGGCAUGCUGGUGCUGCAGUAUAUCACUCCUCUCACCUUCAUCUUCAUCUGCUACCUGAAGAUCUACACUCGUCUGCAGCGGCGUAAUAACAUGAUGGACAGAAUGCGUGAAAACAAAUACCGAAGCAGUGAGACUAAACGGAUAAACAUCAUGCUCUUUUCCAUCGUGGUGGCAUUUGCGGUUUGCUGGCUCCCGCUGAACGUCUUCAAUGCCGUCAUCGACUGGAACCAUGAAGUGGCAAUGAACUGUACCCACAAUCUCCUGUUCUCGCUGUGUCACUUAACAGCAAUGUGCUCAGUCUGCAUAAACCCGGUGUUCUACGGGUUCCUGAACCGUAACUUCCAGCGUGACCUCCGGGCUUUCCGACUCUGCAAAAUUGUGUCAGCACGAGAGAAUGAAUAUGACAUGGUUGCCAUGUCGACUGUUCACACGGAUGUGUCCAAGAUGUCACUGAAAAUUAGUAGCCUAGAUCUCUAGUACAGUUUUGUAAGUGACACUUGUGUCUGUGUUCUGUAAAAUGCACUGGAUAAAACGUCUCUUUAGAUUUAGUUCAAAAAGAAAAGUGUGCAUUUAAAAUCAAGAGUGAUUGUUAGUAAACAUAACGAUUGAUAUCAUGACAGCAACCGCUUUCCAAGCUCUGUAUUACAGUUGUAAAAUUGUACAUACAAAAUCAAGCGAGGAUGCUGAAUACAUUUCUUGAAAACAUCCAAUGUCCCGUGUCAGCGAGGGCUCUUUGGGACCAAGUAAGAGUCUGAAGACAUAACAGAAAUUGUACAAGGUUCAGACGAGUGAACUGAGCUUUGAUCACUCAGAUGAAAUCUUCCUGCUGUGCGUUUGAAUUAGAGUGAAGAAAGAAGAAAUGAAAAUGAAUGCAAAGCCCAAGAGGUCACAAAUUCAGAAAUGGAUUUAAAUGUAUAAUGAAUGUCAGAUGUUACUUUUAAGAGAGACACUGAACUUCUGUUUCUGAAGUGGAUUAAUUUUUUUUUAUUAUUUAUUUUUUUGAGUUCUGAGUGUUGAAUCCAAAAUUUAAUGUAUUUUCUUCUUAUUUAUCUCUUGACAAACCAAGCCUGCAAGAAGUACAGAGCUGAUUUUUUUUUCCCAAACUGACAGCAUUUUGCAGCCACAAAGUGACCUGGUAUUGUUCUUUUUCAAUGAGAAUUGGCAAUUUCUGAUGACAUAAGUGACAGCGGCUGUUGGUGAAAUAACAAAGUUGAGUGGCUCUGCAACUUCCAGGCAUUUAAAUGCUGUCAGUGUAAACAAGGCUGUUGGGCUAUUGCUCACAGGGGCUUAUUUUAAGUCAUGGGGUGCCCAGUCCUGCUCCUGGAAGGUCAACGUCCUCCUCUCCUGAAACUUUCAGGCAGGAUUUUGUUUUUUGUUUUGUUUUGUUUUGUUUUGUUUUGUUUUGUUUUGUUUUGUUUUGUUUUGUUUUGUUUUGUUUUGUUUUGUUUUUUGUUUUGUUUUGUUUGUUUUGUUUUUGUUUUGUUUUGUUUUGGUUUUUUGUUUGUUUUGAUUUUUGUUUUUUGUUUUUUUGUUUUGCUACUUUCACCUAAUGAAAUUACACACAAAUAAGGAAAUAGGAAUGUGUCAGUGGUUUAAUCAAUGUAAUUCUACACUGAUGCAUAAUGAUUGUAAUUGAACAUAAAGAUGCUUUACUAUUUUUAAUUUGAUAAUGAUAUUAAUUACCUCUACUUAUAUUACAAUAUUACAUGUUAUAUUUGAGGUACUGUUGCUUACUGACAGAUUUACAAUAUAUUUUUUAGAUUUAUUCCUUCAGUAGCCUAUUAGAAAAUAAUAUUUUGUCAAUGUAAUGCCUUCACCAUUCUGUUUUAUGGUCAGUGUGGUCUUUGAAGUUGUAGUUUUAGACUUACAUUUGAAUUUGUGAGAGCAAAAAUGUUGUAUACAGUGAAAUACAGGAUUUGAUAAAAACAUUAAAUAUUUCUUACUCUAUACAGUCGUGGUCGGAAUUGUUGGUACCCUUGGUAAAUAUGAACAAAGAAGCCUGUAAAAAUAAAUCUGCAUUGUUAAUCCUUUUGAUCUUUUAUUGAAUUUUUAUUCAAAUUCACAAAAAUCUAACCUUUCAUUGAAAUUGAAUUUAUGGAAAUAAACACUUUUCUCCAAAAACAUUGGCCACAAUUAAUGGCACCCUUUUAUUCAAUGCUUUUUGAAACCUCCUUUUGCAAAGAUAACAGCUCUGAGACAUCUCCUACAGUGCCUGAUGAGUUUGGAAAACACAUGACAAGAGAUCAAAGACCAUUCCUCCAGAAUCUCUCUAGAUCCUUCAAAUUCUCAGGUCCCCCUCUUCUCUUCCUCACUUCACCCCACUCAUUUUUAUAGGGUUCAGGUCAGGGAACUGGGAUGGUCAUGGCAGAACCUUAAUUUUGUGCUCAGUGACCCAAUUUUAUGUUGAUUUUAAUGUUUGUUUUGGAACAUUGUCCUGAUGGAAGAUCCA
Megalobrama amblycephala (Wuchang bream) is the source of this 3454-nucleotide messenger RNA. It is a transcript of the gene npy1r, whose product is annotated as neuropeptide Y receptor Y1. Gene Ontology annotation, cellular component: plasma membrane; neuron projection. Gene Ontology annotation, biological process: G protein-coupled receptor signaling pathway. Bases 340 to 1482 code for a protein of 380 amino acids. The record is from RefSeq and is a predicted model, not a curated record. The transcript is spliced from 4 exons. Gene Ontology annotation, molecular function: neuropeptide binding; neuropeptide Y receptor activity. NCBI's taxonomy places the organism in Eukaryota, Metazoa, Chordata, Actinopteri, Cypriniformes, Xenocyprididae.